AUGAUGGAAGGACUUGAAGCCAAGGCACUUCGCCAGUUUGACGCACUAGUCGAGAAGGGCGAUGUCAUAUACUCUCCCCGUGACCCAGUCUAUGUUCCCGCAAAGCCAUUUAAUCUCCAGUUCCGAAUUGCAUCAAGCUUGACGAAGAAACCACAGAUACCGAUAAAGGAUGCAGAGAAGAAGCCACCAGUUAAUAAGGCCAGUCCAUUUGCGAAGGACCCUCCUGAGUUCGUUAUCGAGCAUGUUGGCCCUGAGCAUACCUUGCGCCUAAAUAAAUUCUGCGUCGUCCGUACGCAGUUCAUCCUGCAUUGCAACGAAUUCAAACCUCAAAUCGAACCCCUGGAUGCUGUGGAUUUGGCCGCCGGAUGGAGCGUACUGACCAGGAUGGAAAGCGAAUAUCUACUCAUAUAUAACGGUGGCCUGCAAGGCGGAUGGUCUCUACCACAUAGGCAUAUGCAGCUACUGCCACGUCCCCCAAGAGAUGUUCACAACUUGUUCCCGGAUAUAUAUGGCAUUGAUAACGGACGGGUCCCCAAUAUCCCCUUCCAGCAUGUUGUUCGAAAACUACCUUCUUCAGCAACGGCCGAGAUAGUUUAUAGAACAUACACCGACCUUUUGGCUGCCGCUGGUAUUGAUAACAAUGACUAUUCGCAUAACCUAGUUUUAGUCAAGGACUGGAUGAUGGUAAUUCCACGGUCUCGUGCGAGCCAGGAAGGUAUUAAGAUCGUCAAUGCAGCAGCUAUGGUAGGUAUGAUAUGGAUACCUUCAGAUGAGGUCUUGGAUCUCUGGCUGCAAACCGGCAACCCAAUGGAAACCCUUGCCAGGUAUGGAAAGCCUUGGUAG
Molecule: messenger RNA, 843 nt
Organism: Nannizzia gypsea CBS 118893
Lineage: Eukaryota; Fungi; Ascomycota; Eurotiomycetes; Onygenales; Arthrodermataceae
Product: Ap4A phosphorylase II
Exons: 3
Coding region: 1-843 (280 amino acids)
Biological process (GO): nucleotide metabolic process
Molecular function (GO): ATP:ADP adenylyltransferase activity; ATP binding
Source: RefSeq, a predicted model, not a curated record